This is a messenger RNA of Exophiala mesophila, 1311 nucleotides long. RefSeq names its product fumarylacetoacetase. The record is from RefSeq and is a predicted model, not a curated record. Lineage: Eukaryota; Fungi; Ascomycota; Eurotiomycetes; Chaetothyriales; Herpotrichiellaceae. Gene Ontology annotation, biological process: homogentisate catabolic process; L-phenylalanine catabolic process; L-tyrosine catabolic process. Gene Ontology annotation, molecular function: fumarylacetoacetase activity. The transcript has 6 exons. Bases 1 to 1311 code for a protein of 436 amino acids.
AUGGGCGUCCGCUAUCCUAUCACUGUUCCCGAAAGAUGUCCAUUCACCCUUCAAAAUAUACCUUUUGGAAUCUUCAGUUUAGAGGACACCCAAGAUCAGGAGAGCACGCUUAGAGCAGGUAGCGCUAUCGGGGACUUUGUUCUUGAUCUUCAUACUUUGGCACAAUAUGGAGGCUUCGAGGCCGUUGGCAUCUCGAGAUCUUCAGUGAAUGUCUUCUCAGGACCAAAUCUUAACAGCUUUGCCGCGCUCCCGGCAGCAGACCGAGCAAGGGUGAGACUAUUAAUAAUCGAUCUGCUCAGUCAGAGUGAAUCGAUGCUCUUCCAAAAUGCCGAGCUUAACAACAAGGCAUUCAUCCUCAAAGAUCACGUGACAAUGCAUGUUCCGAUGGCCAUAACAGACUAUUCUGACUCGUUUGGCUCCCUCAUCCAUGCAAACAAUACUCUAGGACCAUUUGGCUUCCCAAUGCCACAGUCAUGGUUUCACUACCCCAUGGCUUACAACGGGCGAACGGGUGGGGUUGAAGUAUCAGGCAAUGACAUUAUACGACCCAGCGGUUUGUUCCCUGACCCUAUCACGGGCAAAGUCAUUCUCCAGCCCUCACGUCAACUUGAUUUUGAGAUAGGCAUCGGUAUGUUUGUCGGGAAGCCAGUGGAGAAAGGUGAGACGAUCACAGCUCAAGAGGCAUCUGAUCAUAUUUUUGGGCUUGUACUUCACAAUGACUGGUCGGCUCGUGAUCACCAGAAAUUUGAGAUGGCCCCUUUAGGCGUUUUCCACUCAAAAUCGUUCUCGACGAGCAUCUCGCCGUGGGUGGUAACCUUGGACGCCUUACAGGCUUGUGUGGCGCCCCCACCACCAUCCAACUUGACCGAAAUUCACCCCAUGUUGCGCUGUGACGAUAAGAACACAGGGAUGUUUGAUGUGGAUCUUCCCGCUACAGUUUCGCGCAAUGGUGGGCUCGGUGUAGAGAUCACCAGAUCCAACCAUAAGGAUGAGUACUGGAGUCUGACCCAGAUGCUGGCAUAUCAUUCACUCAACGGUUGCGGUCUGAAAACCGGCGACCUGAUCUCAACAGGGACAAUUUCUUCUCCUCAGCACGACUCGAGAGCUCAAUAUCGCGGCCCAGCGACGAAUGGGUGUUUGACAGAAGUCUUUGCUCUGGGAAACACUCUUCCAGAGGUAGGGGGCAAACCGAUGUCAUGGCUGGAGGAUGGGGACCGCCUGACUAUCGAAGGAUGGUUCCGAGCUAGAGACGGCACGCAGGCGGGCUUCGGUCCUCUCACUUCUCUAAUCCGCCCUGCUCAGUGUUGGUGA